Messenger RNA from Chenopodium quinoa (quinoa), 867 nucleotides. Its product is annotated as calcium-binding protein KIC-like. The record is from RefSeq and is a predicted model, not a curated record. NCBI's taxonomy places the organism in Eukaryota, Viridiplantae, Streptophyta, Magnoliopsida, Caryophyllales, Amaranthaceae. Gene Ontology annotation, molecular function: calcium ion binding. The coding region runs from base 268 to 639 and encodes 123 amino acids. The transcript has a single exon.
AUUGCCAAAGAGAUGAUGAUAUUCCCAUUAACCAAUUGCCAAUACAUUUCAUGAUGCUUACGUUUUAACCAAUAAAAAUUCCAAAGUCAUCUGUCCCACUAAAUGCUGCUGCACCUUCCUAGAAACCUGUUAAUUCUGUACUCUUCAUAUUCAACCUGUACGUACACAGUUACAACCAAAGCUAUAUAUAAUAAUCUCUGAAAAAGUCAUUGUUUUAAGUAUUCCUAUUUCUCCAAAUUCAAAUAUUGCUGUAUUUGCUCCAAGAGAAUGGAAAACUGUAAGAAUGGAUCUAAGGAUGUCACUGAGUAUGAGGAUCUCUUACCAGUGAUGGCUGACAAGCUUGAUGUCGAGGCGUUUGUAUCGGAGUUGUGUGGAGGGUUUAGGCUGUUGGCAGACCCGGAGAAAAGGAUGAUCACGUCUGACAGCUUGAGGAGGAACUCGGCGCUUCUUGGAAUGGGGGAGAUGAGUAGGGAGGAUGCAGAAGCCAUGGUCAGAGAAGGCGAUCUUGAUAGGGAUGGAAUGCUCAACGAGAAAGAAUUUUGCAUUCUGAUGGUAAGGCUAAGCCCUGGGAUGAUGGAAGACGCAGAAAUGUGGCUUGACAAAGCACUUGAAGAGGAGCUUCGAUCACCCUCAGCUUAGAUUAGUGACCUCAGAUCAGUUUUAUGUAGGUAACAUUGUAUUACAUGCAUGAAUAACAUUUUGUGAAUGAAUUAUCUAUUUGUAGUUUACAAAUUUUCAUCCAAAGAUAAUCUCAGAAUCAACAUUGCUUUUGUUGGCUGUUGAGUAUUUUAUGGUAGAAGUUUGCGCAAAAAUUGUUGCGAAUUGCAAAUGGUGGCAUUGAGUAUAACAGUAUCCGGUAAGGCGAAA